UCCAAAUCACACAAAGCCCUUCCGCCACAUAUUAUGCCCAUUCCCCACAGACUGUCUGCCUAAACCCCCUUUGCAAGCCCCUUACAAGCCACCCUUCAUACAUUCGCCUUUGGAAACUCCCCUGAACUGCCCGCUAAUAACCUCACUGCCUCUCAAAACCCCCACCAAGUGGGGUGGUAAUCACCCUUGACGCCGAAAGAAUCCCGGAGUCACUCGAUUCCCCCAUCCGAUAAGGCAAAGGAUUAAUUGUGCUGCCUGGACGCGGCAAUCCGACACCGCCGUUCCAGCGAUGGGGCGGUUUUCAAUCAACUCCUCCCCUCCCCCCCGCUUUGCCCUCCCGGACUGUUCCACGAGGCUAUUGGAACUGGCUAAUAGCUGGCGAACAAGUGUGUUAACGCGCGUGGCUGAUGUUUGGAGCUAGCUUGGUUUUGGGUAUCCUCGCAAUAGCAGGAUGAAGUGGGGUUGGUUGGUUGGUUGACUGGACUUGAGGGGACUCCACUAUUGACAGCUUGUGAUAUUGAUGGAGGGGCAUGCAUAGAUAGAGGGGGGGGGAACAUAUAAAAACCCCCUCUUUUUACUUCCUUUCUUCUCUAUUUCGCAACAACAAUCCAAAGUCAAAUCUAUUUCUACUCAUUCAAUUCAGCAAAAUGGGCGCCUUCCAUCUCACCGCCACGGAUAUCCGCAUCGAAGACGGCCAUCUCCUCGUCGCCAGCCUCGAAUGCGGAGAUGGUGAGACUCAGGAAUCGACCAUCGACCUUGAUCAGUACAUUGGAAACGACGAGGGCCGCUUUGUAUGGGACGGCGAGAACUUCUCCGAUUCCGCCGAGAACGUCCAUUUCGACAUCGAGGGCGGUGCCGACGUGCCUGUUAUACGCGCUAAACUGCCGACUUCCGACGGCGAGCUCGUCGACGCGGACCUGAACCUUGGAGAGCGGAUUGACAACCGGGAUGGGGAAUUUGUCUUUGAUCCUUGAUUGAUUCCUUGUUGAGUUCUUGAACGCAUGUACACGCAAUCACCUGGUAGCAGGGGGAACCAGAUACUCAUAGUAAUCAAG
Messenger RNA from Aspergillus candidus, 1055 nucleotides. Its product is annotated as CVNH domain-containing protein. Lineage: Eukaryota; Fungi; Ascomycota; Eurotiomycetes; Eurotiales; Aspergillaceae. The transcript is spliced from 2 exons. The coding region runs from base 648 to 974 and encodes 108 amino acids. The record is from RefSeq and is a predicted model, not a curated record.